Messenger RNA from Saccostrea cuccullata (small rock oyster), 480 nucleotides. RefSeq lists its product as uncharacterized. The transcript is spliced from 2 exons. The record is from RefSeq and is a predicted model, not a curated record. The coding region runs from base 2 to 463 and encodes 153 amino acids. NCBI's taxonomy places the organism in Eukaryota, Metazoa, Mollusca, Bivalvia, Ostreida, Ostreidae.
CAUGGGAAGCUGUAGUAAUCACAGUUGUAGGUAUGACCUGAUCUGUGAACAAGGAAGUGACCACACAGCUCCCUACACGUGUAUUCAGGACACACAAUGUCAGUGGAGUGAUGGCUGUUCUGGUUGUAUUCAAGACAAUGGAGAGAUGAUCCAACCAAACACUCAGGACUUUACACCUUUUGGCUGCUACCAUGCUGCCGGUGCUAACACUGGGUUUCUGAGUUAUGUUAAUAUGAGGCUCCAGAUCAACUGGUAUGACAUCGGCGCGACAGUCCGGGCGUGUGCUGAGGAGACCAAAAAAAGAAUGUUACAGUACUUUGGUCUGGAGUUUUACGGGGAGUGCUAUAUGAGAAAUGAUACACUGGAUGUGUCGUACACAUUGGUUGCUGUGAAGCAGUGCUCCGAGAAAUGUGCAUUUGGUGUUGGAGCUGCUGAUAUUAUUUUCUUUUACCAGCUUAUUUGAAAAGAAGAAAUAAGAAG